AUGAUUGUCUUGGGAUACGUGAACCCGGAAUUGUCACAAGAUCCAAGCGAUAAUACAUGGAUAUGCGAUCAAGGGAGAAGACGUGAAUUCUUAGCCAUACAGUUAGGUUUCAUUGGAACCGACUUCAUUAUUGAUAGUUUUGUCACCAUUAGAUUGGUUCAAAUAUUGAAUGAUGGGAAUCGAAAUGCGGCCGAAGUCAAUUCAAUAAUAGGUCGGAAAAGGAAAAAGAGAACUUUGUUUACCGCAGUUUUGUACUGGAAUUUUUUUAGGCUGACCAUUGACUUUUUGUAUAAUGGAAUAACGGUUUUAAAUACUGUGGGAAUUAAUAAUAUAAUACUCGAUGGUUUACUAUGUUUCGCCACCAUCGCUCAAUCUUAUCUAAUCACUGUUGAUGCAGAGAUUGUUAAGGUCAUUGAGGGCAGGACUCCUACUGAUGAGUGGCCAAAUAACAGAUUUACUGGCAAUGGAAGGAAUGUCGGCAGGUCUACUUUCUCUCCACCUCUGCCAGUUACAUCUCGAGUAACGCGAGACGUUUCUUUCACACCGAGAUAUCAACGAAUUGUACAAUCUUGGACUUCCCCACCGAGUCGACAUCGAUCACAGUACUCCCCUCCUUCGACCUGGAUGAGUGAGUCUCCAUUGAGACAACAACAAACUGCAUCUUUCCGGCUUGACAAAGGGAAAUUUGUUGUAGUCUCGAUGCAAAGAUUAACGUUCUUUGAAUGGGCGAACAUUGUAACGGGGAUUGACAUUGAUCAAGGACCGGAAAUGACAGGUGAUUUAGGUGGAUUUGAUGGAUUAAAAUUGAACAGUAAUAAUAUUAGUGGUAUUUCGAUCGAAGGAAGUUCUCAAAGAAUAGCAGACGACAGGGACACUGUAGAACUAGUGAAUUGUGAUAACAGUUCAUUCCCUGAAUUGGCACAUCUAAGUCAAUCAAGGCGGGGUAGCGAUACUUCAACGAUAUCUAAUUCGUCCACACAAACUAAAAUUAAUGAUUUACAUUUUGUUUCCGAUAUGAAUUACAAACAUUCAUUCAUAUAG
Messenger RNA from Acaulospora morrowiae, 1041 nucleotides. NCBI's taxonomy places the organism in Eukaryota, Fungi, Glomeromycota, Glomeromycetes, Diversisporales, Acaulosporaceae. The record is from the annotation of a GenBank genome assembly.